GAGCAGGUUUCAAAAUUUCACCAGUUUUUGAUGUCAUGCCGCCAAAGAAGAAGAGAGCCAUGGUCAAGAACUCCACCACUGGCCACGGCCAUGGAUGGGUCAGACAUGCUGCAGCCCAAGGAGCCCCUGAAGAGCCAGCUCCUGUUAUUGAAGAUGUCCCAGCACCUUCAGAGACUGAAGCUGUGUCCACAGCCCCUCCCCCUGGUUCCCUGAUAGAGAUAAUCACAGAGGUUCUUCAGCCAGCAGCACAGUUCUAUUUUGAGGCUGCCAAGUCCCCGAAGAAGCGCAAGAGGGAGCUGGUAACAGCUGACUUCACCGUGGAGCAGGAACAGGAAAUGGUUGACUGGCUCAAGGCCCCUGAGCAAGAUUGCAUCCUCAACAAAAAGCACCGCAACUACAUCAAGAAGGGCCUGAAGGACACGCUCUGGGAACAGAAGGCCAGGGAGAUGGGCAAAGCCAGUGACCAGCUGAAGAAGUGGUACAUCAACAUGAGAACCAGGUUUGGCAAGCUGAAGCAGACUCCCUCAGGUUCCAGCAACAAUGAGCUGACUGCACGGGACCGCUGGAUCCUGCACCACUUUGAAUUUCUCAGCCCCCACCUCGUUGUCCAGGUCAAAAAGAGAGUCACUCUCAGUAUGAAGACCAAGGUCCAAGCCAGAGCAGCUUCGACCACCACAGCAGGAGCUCCGCAGUCUGAGUCUGAUGCUGCUGAUCAUCAGCCCCCUACAGCCGCUCAGUCUGAUAUAGACACUUGCUUGGGGUGCAGGUCCGGGGCUACUGAUGAUGCUGAGGCCACCAUGAGCAACAUUGCUGAACUGCAAAGACAGCUGCAAAACAAGCUCUCUAAUACUGAGACGUCACGAUUUCUGACCAAUCACGGCUCACGUUUCAAAGUUUCACCAGUUUUUGAUGUCAUGCCGCCAAGGAAGAAGACAGCCAUGGUCAAGAACUCCACCACUGGCCACGGCCAUGGAUGGGUCAGACGUGCUGCAGCCCAAGGAGCCCCUGAAGAGCCAGCUCCUGUUAUUGAAGAUGUCCCAGCACCUUCAGAGACUGACGCUGAGUCCACAGCCCCUCCCCCUGGUUCCCUGAUAGAGAUAAUCACAGAGGUUCUUCAGCCAGCAGCACAGUUCUUUUUUGAGGCUGCCAAGUCCCCGAAGAAGCGCAAGAGGGAGCUGGUAACAGCUGACUUCACAGAGGAGCAGGAACAGGAAAUGGUUGACUGGCUCAAGGCCCCUGAGCAAGAUUGCAUCCUCAACAAAAAGCACCGCAACUACAUCAAGAAGGGCCUGAAGGACACGCUCUGGGAACAGAAGGCCAGGGAGAUGGGCAAGGCCAGUAACCAGCUGAAGAAGUGGUACAUCAACAUGAGAACCAGGUUUGGCAAGCUGAAGCAGACUCCCUCAGGUUCCAGCAACAAUGAGCUGACUGCACGGGACCGCUGGAUCCUGCACCACUUUGAAUUUCUCAGCCCCCACCUCGUUGUCCAGGUCAAAAAGAGAGUCACUCUCCAGAUGAAGACCAAGGUCCAAGCCAGAGCAGCUUUGACCACCACAGCAGGAGCUCCGCAGUCUGAGUCUGAUGCCGCUGAUCAUCAGCCCCCUACAGCCGCUCAGUCUGAUACAGACACUUCCUUGGGGUGCAGGUCCGGGGCUACUGAUGAUGCUGAACUGAAAAGACAGCUGCAAAUCAAGCUCUCUAAUACUGAGAAGUCACCCCUGCAACGCCAGAAAGACACCUUCACUGACUUCAUGAAGGAGGUCACCUACACAUUCCCUCCCCCCAUGUGGCUGAGGUUCCAGAGUGAAGUCAGCAACCUGUUGCAGAGGUAUCAGUUUGAACUUCACCAGGUGCUUCCCACACAGACUCAGCAGCAGCGAGGUGAGUUCCUCAUGCCCUGUGCUCCUGCACCUAUCCCUGGGCCCAGCAGCCAACAGUGUUGUUCAGUGGGCUGGAAGCCUCAUCCAGGACAGGUCCACCGACCGACUUCUGUCUGGGGAUCCCAGUAGGCCAGCUGGGUGCAGCAACAGUUCCAGCAGUAGCUUCUGGUCAGACCACAGAGUGCUCCAUCCACCUACUCUGCCAGCACCCCACUGCCACAGCCUUCAUCAACAUCCAUUCAGAGCCAGGGCAUUGGGAACCUCACUGGCUUGAGUGAAAUUAGCAGUGGUGCCAACAACUGCUUCACCCAGCUACUAAACACUAACCAGGAUGAUAAUAACCCAGAACUCAACACCCCUCGUCCAGUUGUGCACUCCAACACCUACCCAGCAGACUGAACGAUCAGAACAGGGUUAUGGAGGAAAGGAGUAGAUAACCCUCUGGAGUCGAUUGACGCGGCUCUGCAUAAUUAAGCAAACGUAGCACACAAUCUGCUCUGCUCUGAGUCUCUAUUUGAAUGCAUGUUGAACGUGCAGACUUCAACCUGUAUACCAGUUUUUAUAUUUUGUUAAUAGGCCAAGUAUAACCUGAAUUAUGAUGACUUCCAGUUUAUGGCAGCACCAUGUGAGGAUGUAGGUUAGUGAGCUCCACACUUGAACCAUUGCAUUUACAGUACUACUCUUGAAAAUUACGCGAUACUGCUUCACAUGUGUGAUUGUGUAUAUGUUGGAUGACAAUCAUUGAAGUAUGCCUAAGAAAA
Molecule: messenger RNA, 2641 nt
Organism: Thalassophryne amazonica
Lineage: Eukaryota; Metazoa; Chordata; Actinopteri; Batrachoidiformes; Batrachoididae
Exons: 5
Coding region: 36-2009 (657 amino acids)
Biological process (GO): regulation of transcription by RNA polymerase II
Cellular component (GO): nucleus; transcription regulator complex
Source: RefSeq, a predicted model, not a curated record